Lathyrus sativus (Indian pea) is the source of this 498-nucleotide messenger RNA. NCBI's taxonomy places the organism in Eukaryota, Viridiplantae, Streptophyta, Magnoliopsida, Fabales, Fabaceae. The record is from the annotation of a GenBank genome assembly.
AUGGAAAAAACACACCAAGUUGGAGUAGCCAUGGACUUCUCUCCCACCAGCAAACUAGCCCUUAGAUGGGCCGUUGAUAAUCUGAUCAACAAAAAUGAUCAUAUCAUCAUGAUCAUUGUUCAACCUCCCUCAGCUGAUCACACCAGAAAACAGCUUUUCGAAAACACCGGUUCACCUUUGGUGCCUCUAGAGGAAUUGAGGGAGAUAAACUUUACAAAGCAAUAUGGGAUUGCCAAGGAUGUUGAAGUCAUAGAUAUCCUUGAAACUGCUACGACCAAAGGGGCAAAGGUAGUUGCAAAGGUGUAUUGGGGAGAUCCAAGGGAGAAAUUGUGCAGUGCUGUGGAAGAUCUUGAGUUGGACUCAUUGGUUGUUGGAAGCAGGGGCUUAGGUACCAUUAAAAGUGUUUUGUUAGGAAGUGUUAGCAAGCAUGUGGUUACAAAUGCUUCUUGCCCUGUCACUGUGGUCAAGGGAACGCAAUCUUCAAAGUCUAGGCAUUGA